Messenger RNA from Epinephelus moara (kelp grouper), 1680 nucleotides. RefSeq names its product synaptic vesicular amine transporter-like. Gene Ontology annotation, biological process: transmembrane transport; aminergic neurotransmitter loading into synaptic vesicle. Gene Ontology annotation, cellular component: terminal bouton; synaptic vesicle membrane. The record is from RefSeq and is a predicted model, not a curated record. Gene Ontology annotation, molecular function: serotonin:sodium:chloride symporter activity. Lineage: Eukaryota; Metazoa; Chordata; Actinopteri; Perciformes; Serranidae. The transcript is spliced from 17 exons. Bases 130 to 1680 code for a protein of 516 amino acids.
UCUAUAAGCUUUUCAUGCUGUAAGGUGCAGCCCUUUUUUUUCAUUUGUUAGCAGACUGCACACUGCUCAAGCUGCUCACACACGCAAGCUGCUACAGUCCGUUCUUUACUUUCUGUGAAGACUGAAACUAUGGAUUUAGUGACCUGGCUGAGAGAGGAGGCCCAGCUGAAGAAGAUGGUUCUGGUUAUUGUGUUUAUCGCCUUGUUCCUGGAUAAUAUGCUACUGUCAGUUGUUGUGCCAAUCCUUCCAAAUUACCUGUACAGUACUGGCCAGGCUGCCAACACCAGGUCUGGGAACAGCACUAUCAUAACAGUCAAUCCUCCCAUCAUCCAGUCACUCAGUAACAGAUCAGUGAUUCUGGGCUCCACAUUUGGACCUCCACAUCAGAACACAGCUCUUUCCAGUGAUCCCAAUGUGGCCCUGAAAUCUCCUGAGUCAAACUGCUCUGAUGCAGAUCCUCAGCUGGACGAAGUAAAUAUCAAAGUAGGACUGCUGUUGGCCUCCAAGUCCAUGGUACAGCUUAUCAUUAACACCUUCAUCGGGCCACUUACUGACAGGAUUGGAUACCACAUCCCACUGUGUGCUGGUUUCUGCAUAAUCAUCUCCUCGACUACCUUGUUUGCCUUUUCAUCCAGCUACAUCCUACUGCUGCUGGCCAGAUCAGUGCAAGGUGUAGGUGGAUCCUGCUUGUCUGUGGCAGGAAUGGGUAUGCUGGCUGAUGUGUACAAAGAUGACAAGGAGAGAGGGCGUGCAAUGGGUAUAUCCUUCACUGGUUUGGCCUUAGGAUUGAUAGCGGGUGCUCCAUUUGGCAGUGUGAUGUAUCAGUUUUUGGGGAAGAUGGCUCCAUUCCUGGUCCUGGCUGCCAUUGCUGUGUUGGGUGGAGGUUUACAUGUCCUCAUCUUCAAGCCAUCGCAGGUGCAAACACAGAUGGAAAAAGGGACUCCACUACUGACUCUCCUCAAGGAUCCAUACAUUCUCAUUGCUGCUGGAGCCAUAUGUUUCACAAAUCUGGUUGUUGCCACAACAGAGGCAGCCCUUCCUAUCUGGAUGAUGAAGACCAUGUGUGCGAGCAAAUGGCAGCUAGGCACAGUCUUCUUGCCAGACAGCUUAUCCUACCUCAUUGCAUCCAACAUCUUUGGUCACCUGUCACAAAAACACAGUGUAAGUUGGCUAUGUGCUUGUGUUGGAAUGAUCCUAAUGGGAAUAACCACCAUUUGUUUUGGAUUUUCCAAGAACAUCUAUCAUCUGCUUGUUCUGAAUGCAUUUGUUGGCUUUUCAGUUGGCACAGUGGACUCCUCAGUUAUGCCUCUUAUGGGAUACUUGGUGGACCUGAGAUAUGUGCCAGUAUAUGGUGCAGUAUAUGCCAUUGCUGAUGUUGCAAUCUGCAUUGGAUUCUGUAUAGGUCCAGCUAUUGCAGGUCCUAUAGUGUCAUCAGUUGGCUUCCCCUGGCUCAUGGCCGUAAUUGGAGCCGUAAAUAUAAUCUUCGCUCCACUAUGUAUCUUCCUUUUCAGACCGCGACAGGAGAAACCUUUGCUGAUGUUGCAAGAAAGUGUUGGGAUCUCUCGACAGAUUAUGUGCUCAUUUGUUUCGCACUCAAAACUGGCCUCCUCUGGGCCAUCAUCGUGGGAGUAUAGCGAUGGAUCACUUGUCAACACAGAAGCAGUGAAUGGGGAUCUGUGA